AACGCCAACUCACUUCCUGAAGUAACUGGGUUAUGAAAGCGUGGUUAAGUGUGUACUGAUGGUCCAAGAACAGGAGAUGGAAUCUACUUUUGUAGCAAAGAAGCAUAAAAAAGGAAAACACAAAAAACAUGAUCACGCGAUCGAGACAGGUCUAUCUUCAGAUACAGAGCCAAGUAGCAGUGCUUCAAACAAGGAGAAGGAUUUUCUCAAUCCAGAGGAAGAGAAAGUAGAGGAUACAAAGGAGGACCUCGACUCAUGGACUAGCAACGAAAGACUUACUCUGAUUGAGUCAAUUCGAUCACAAUGCCCAGAUAAUGAUUCUUUGUCCUAUAAAGUAAGAGAAAAGAAAAUAAGCUGGGAGAAAGUGACUGUCAGCAAUCACAGCGCGGAGCAAUGCCGAAGAAUGUGGCAAGAAUUGCAAAAGCAGGUUCGUAAGCAUAGAACCCUGCCAGACCUUUUACAUGAUGCAGAAACUGUUGUUCAUCAUCCACAUAAAAAAAAGAGGAAAAGGCAUCCGGAUCAGCCAGCAAAGCCACUGACUCCAUAUAUACUCUACAUAAAGGAGCACAGAGAAAAAGUUAAAGCAAAGAAUCCUGGAAUAACACUCCCAGAUAUUACCAGACUGUUGUCUCAGAAGUGGCAAAGUCUCUCACCCAGGAAACGGGAGAAGUAUCGUUUGCAGUACAAUAAGGAUCGAGAAGACUUUGUGAAAGCAAAUGAAGAGUUCUUACAAAACCAUCCAGCUAAAAAAACAAAACGUGAAGGGAAACCACCUGCCCUACCAUUCCCAUUUCAGUGUUUCUACGACGCAAAGAUUUCGAAGUAUAAACAGAAACACCCUAAUUUGAGCACCUCUCAGUUAUCUGCCAAAUUGCGUGCUAAGUAUUUAAAGCUGAAGCCCUCAAAAAAAAAGAAGUGGAUUAGUAAAGCCAUGGAAUCAAUACCAGAUUAUGAGAAGCAGCUUCAAGAAUAUCUUAUUACACACCCAGAGUUCAAGCCACCUUUGCGUAAGAUACGGUUGACAAAGGAAGAGAUGGUCAUCAGCAAGUGCUCACCAGAGAUGGAUGUAGAUGAAAUCACAAGACAGCUUAUGGAAGUUGCCCCCAAAGAUAGGAGGAAAAAGGCUAAAGUCAUAAAGACCUUUCCUGGUGCUCCAGAGAAACCUCCAAAGACAGCAUACACGCUUUUUAUCAAGAAAGAAAUUGGAAAGCUGACUGUUGGGUCUAUGACUGACAAAAUGACACAGCUGGGCAAAGAGUGGCAAAGUAUGGCAGAGCAAGAACGGAAAAAGUAUGAGAAAAAGCUUCAGAGAUUAAAGGAAGACUAUGAACUUCAAGUGCAAGAAUUUGAGAAGACACUGUCACCAGAGGAUCUAGCAAAAUUCAGGGAGACUCAGAAUAACAGUAGAAAGAAAAGAAAAACUGACUAACUGAAACUAAAAGCACUUUUCCUGUGUAAAUAAAUCACUGUUUGAAUGAGAAAAUUGAGAAUCUGACAAUAUUAAAAAUGUGUAAUUUUUU
Pomacea canaliculata is the source of this 1520-nucleotide messenger RNA. Its product is annotated as nucleolar transcription factor 1-B-like. Bases 59 to 1429 code for a protein of 456 amino acids. The record is from RefSeq and is a predicted model, not a curated record. Lineage: Eukaryota; Metazoa; Mollusca; Gastropoda; Architaenioglossa; Ampullariidae. The transcript is spliced from 11 exons.